Molecule: messenger RNA, 1370 nt
Organism: Pelagomonas calceolata
Lineage: Eukaryota; Pelagophyceae; Pelagomonadales; Pelagomonadaceae
Source: the annotation of a GenBank genome assembly
GUUGAUAGUGGCAGCGGGUAAAAUGCCAUAGAUAUUCUCGGCUCUGCGCGUCGACGGCGUCGAGGCCCACUGCUGUCACUGCUCCCGGUCUUGUGCGCCUGCGUAGCCGUGCAAUUUGCGCAGAUAGCUGCAUAGCAUUUGCUGGCAGUGACCUAGGACGACUACUCGCUGGAGUGCGGUGCGAUAUUAGGUCUCGCACGAGACAGCAAAGCCAAAAUCUAGACUGCUCUGCCAGCACAGCCGAUCUAUUCAGCCGUACGCCGCCUCUAUUUGUCGAUCGGACGGUCGCACAACAAAAAGCACAGCUGCACUAAAUGACCAGACUCGUCGCAGUAAGCAUGCUUGCCUGGUUGCGCGGUUCGCGAGGCCUCGUCAUCAACGCGCCCAGCGCCCUGGGCAAGAAAUCGACGGCGGCCGACGUCAUCGCCACGAUUAAACCUGACCUCUCGGGCAAGAUCGCGAUCGUCACGGGCGGUAAUUCCGGCAUUGGUGUGGAGACCGUCAAGGCACUGGCGAGCGCGAAAUGCAAAGUCAUCUUGGCGUGCCGCAACGUAGCAGCCGGCAAGGCCGCGCGCGAGGACAUGUAUAGGAGGUAUGACAUCGACGUCGAGGAGCUGGAUUUGAAUGACCUGGCGUCCGUCAAGCGGUUCGCGGACCGCGUCGCGGACGUCGAUUUGCUGGUGCUCAAUGCUGGUAUUAUGGCUCUAAAUAAAAAAGAACUCACCGUCGACGGCUUUGAAAAGCAGAUCGGCGUGAACCACUUCGGCCACGCGUACCUCACGCGGCUCCUGCGACCCAAGCUCGAGGCGCGGGGUACGAUGGAAACGCCGUCGCGCGUCGUGGUGGUGGCGAGCACGGCGCACGGCUUCGCCGCCCAGGAGUGGAGUGCAGAGAGCCUCGACCUCGACUUUAAGCAGGUGAAGUACUCGCCGUGGGGCGCCUACGGCAACUCGAAGCUCGCGAAUAUAUUGUUUGCCAAGGCGUUGGCGAAGCGCCUCCCGGAGACCGUGACCGCGGUCUCGCUGCACCCGGGCGUCAUCCGCACGCCUUUAUGGCGCGAGACGGCGGCGGCCGGCGGCCUCGGCGGCUUUCUCCUCGGCCGCUUCAUGGCGGACAAGAGCAUUCCCCAGGGCGCGGCGACGACGGUCUGGGCCGCCGUCGCUCCAAACCUCCCGCGUGGCGAGUACCUCGACGACUGCGCCGUCGCGUCGAAGCGCUCGGACCAGGCGAAAGACGACGCGCUCGCGGACGCGCUGUGGGAGGCCACCGAGGCGCGCCUCGACGCGGCGGUCGCGAAGCGGGGGUUGUGAGCGGCGACGGCGUGCGUGCCGAUUGUGACGAAGACUCUGUUUAAGCAUAUACCUGUCUCA